This is a messenger RNA of Etheostoma cragini (Arkansas darter), 1820 nucleotides long. Its product is annotated as WAS/WASL-interacting protein family member 2-like. Gene Ontology annotation, biological process: dephosphorylation. The transcript has 6 exons. Gene Ontology annotation, molecular function: polynucleotide 5'-phosphatase activity; protein tyrosine/serine/threonine phosphatase activity. Bases 1 to 1023 code for a protein of 340 amino acids. Lineage: Eukaryota; Metazoa; Chordata; Actinopteri; Perciformes; Percidae. The record is from RefSeq and is a predicted model, not a curated record.
AUGGAGACGUCUCCAGAGUCUCCAGAGGCUGGUUUUGGACGUGGAGAGGUCUCCAAGACCCUCCAGAGGCUGGUUUUAGGACGUGUAGACGUCUCCAGAGUCUCCAGAGACGAGCUGAUCGGAGUCCACUGCACCCACGGACUGAACCGCACCGGCUACCUGAUCUGCAGGUAUCUGAUCGAUGUGGAUGGGAUGGAUCCUAAAGAGGCCGUUGAGUUGUUCAACGCGUCGCGGGGCCACGCGGUGGAGAGACAGAACUAUCUGGAAGACCUCCAACGGGGACCAAAGAGGAGUAACGUGGGGAUGGAGGAGUUGGAGCAGGAGCCAAUGAGAGGCCUCGCCGCCCAUCGGCCGAGUUUCGCCCCGUCGGACUCCGACAGCCGAGACGAGAGGCGGCCGCGCUCCAAAGCCUCCCGGCACCAAAGCAGAUCUUUCUCUCCAAGGGAAACAAUCCAGCGCUCACACCACGACCAGCACCUACACGGCGGCCGUGGCCUGCUUCCCAGUCCGCCGUUAAUGGCUGCGUGGCCGGCGCCGGGGGUGCAUCUCAACCCGUACCGGUGGACGGCCCCUCAUGCCGACAGCGAGUGGAGGAGACCGCCUCGCUCAGACGAGUCCAGGAGUCUUCCACCGGAGGAGACAAGAUCCAGAUAUCCUGUACCGAAUGAGACAGGAUCCAGAUAUCUUCCGCCGGUGGAGACGGGAUCCAGAUAUUUCCCCCUGACCCAGACAGGAUCCAGAUAUCUGUCCCCGACCCAGACAGGAUCCAGAUAUCUGUCCCCGACCCAGACAGGAUCCAGAUAUCCCCCACCGGAGCGCGAGUGGAGGCCGCCGUCUCGUCUCCCGGAGGACAGACGGAGAGAUCCUGGUCCUCCUCCGUCCCUCCCCCGUUACUCGGCACGCUGGGCCAGCGAGUCCAACGGCCACGACAGACGAGAGGAGGAGUGGACCGGUCCCCGAUCGAGACCCCCCUCCUCCACGCAAACCCACAGACACAGAGCCGGCCCGUUCAACAACUACUAGCGCUUCGUUCACAGCUUCAUCCCACUUCUUUAUGGGACAUAUAUGGGACAUUCUGGAUUAAAGUCUCCUGGGUGAUUAUUCUACAUGCUCAGAGAGGAAAAGGGUUUUCAAAUCCAAGCUUUGGUUCUAGGGGGGUCACGAUUUGAAUUUUAUAGCGAAAAAGGCUCAAAAUUAGCUUUUCAUUUCGAAUUCAAAAGCAGGAUCGGUGAUUUCCCCCGUAUAUUUUUCGCUAUUUACGCCUACUUCAGGCACAUUUAAAGGAAAACACACACAGCGUAGCUUACCGGCUGGUAGCAUAUGGCUAAAGACAGGGUAACUAACGUUAGCUUAUGGGUAGACAUCGUGACUAGUAUUACAGCCAGAUAUCUUAAAAGCUGGAGAUACACCGGAGGCUGUGUGACGCUUGGUUUACAGCUUCGUCAGACAGCUGAGAGCAUCGCUGCACAGACUUCUCUCAUCGAUGGGAAAUUCUGAGUUAAAUUCUCCUGCUGGGAUUAAUCGAUGUGUUUGAAGAAAGGUUUUUUCCAGUUAAGGCUCAGUUUCUACGGUUGUCACGAUUUGGAUUCAAAUUGCAAAUCUAUUUCCAUUUUGUCGAUCAAAAAUCAGAAGCAGGAUUGGCGAUUACCCUAGUGUUUUUAUUCUCCAAAGAGACAUGGCAACGUUAGCUUGGCGGUAGCCUGCAGCUAAAGACACAUGGUAACGUUAGCUUGGUGGUAGCCUGCAGCUAAAGACACAUGGCAACGUUAGCUUGGCGGUAGCCUGCAGCUAAAGACACAUGUUAACGUUAGCUUGGCGGU